CCGGGCGAAUGCGGUGGUACCAAAGAGGAGAGAAAUCUGAGCGGCCGUGCCAGGUGAUGUGAAAAGUCACAAUACCACAUCAAAACCAGGCUUUUCCGUCGCAAGUUCUGACCACUCAAGGGGAUAUGAGUAUCACCAUUUGUCAGUAGGUGAUGGGCACGUGUGAUCAGUGAGUGAGAUUUGGCCAUUGUGAAUACUCGUGGAGCAUUGUACCAGCAGUUGAUUGACAGCCGUAUCUCCAGUUCACCUCCCUCUGUGUGGCACUCUUUUUGCCACCUCUGAGUCUCUGAAGGAAAAACAUCGCUGAGGGAUCAGACACCUCCCCACUACACACUUCCUAGCCAGACUCCCUCAGCACAUCGCCUCCCCUUCACCUCCCCAAGAGGGAGAGAACAGCAGCCACCAUGGUGCUGUCACAGAGACAAAGAGAUGAACUAAACCGGGCUAUAGCCGACUAUCUCCGUUCCAAUGGAUACGAGGAAGCCUAUUCCACCUUCAAGAAAGAGGCAGAGUUAGAUAUGAAUGAAGAGGUAGAUAAAAAGUAUGCAGGACUUUUGGAAAAAAAAUGGACCUCAGUCAUCAGAUUACAGAAGAAGGUGAUGGAGUUGGAGUCAAAGUUGAAUGAGGCAAAGGAGGAGAUGACGCAUGGAGGAUCUGUGGGUCAGAAGCGAGACCCCAAGGAGUGGAUCCCCCGUCCCCCAGAGAGAUACGCCCUGAGUGGGCACCGCGCUCCAGUCACGCGUGUCAUUUUCCACCCUGUCUUUUCUGUCAUGGUCACAGCCUCAGAGGAUGCUACCAUAAAGGUGUGGGACUAUGAGGCGGGGGACUUUGAACGAACCCUGAAGGGCCACACAGACUCUGUGCAGGACAUCUCCUUUGACCAGACAGGAAAGCUGCUGGCUUCAUGUUCAGCUGACAUGAGCAUCAAACUCUGGGACUUUCAGGGGUUUGAGUGCAUCCGAACAAUGCAUGGCCACGAUCACAACGUGUCGUCUGUAGCCAUCAUGCCAAAUGGUGACCACAUAGUGUCUGCCUCCAGAGACAAGACCAUCAAGAUGUGGGAGGUGGCCACUGGGUACUGUGUGAAGACCUUCACAGGCCACAGGGAGUGGGUGAGGAUGGUGCGUCCCAACCAGGACGGCUCAUUGAUCGCCAGUUGCUCCAACGACCAGACGGUGCGUGUAUGGGUGGUCGCCUCAAAGGAUUGCAAAGCUGAGUUGCGGGAGCAUGAACAUGUGGUAGAGUGUAUCGCCUGGGCCCCUGACAGUGCUCACCCCACCAUCCUGGAGGCCACAGGCUCAGAGAGCAAGAAGAGUGGAAAGCCUGGCCCCUUCCUUCUCUCUGGAUCCAGAGAUAAAACCAUUAAGAUGUGGGAUGUCAGCACUGGCAUCUGCCUUAUGACUCUGGUGGGACAUGACAACUGGGUGCGUGGCGUGUUGUUUCACCCUGGAGGAAGAUUCAUAGUGAGCUGUGCUGAUGACAAAACCAUUAGGAUCUGGGACUACAAGAACAAACGCUGCAUGAAGACCCUGUGUGCCCAUGAACACUUUGUUACCUCUUUGGAUUUCCACAAGACUGCUCCCUACGUGGUGACAGGCAGUGUCGAUCAGACAGUCAAAGUCUGGGAGUGCCGCUGAGACUGCCUCCAUCUCUUGCCCUGUCCUGCUUCCCACCCCCCACCCCCCAACCCCAACUCCAAAAGUAGCCCUAAAGCCCCAACCUGCCCCAGCCUCUACCCCUGCACCUCAGCCCUCUUCCUUCUGUCCUGACAACCAACCCUGCCCCGCACCUCUCGCACUCCAAACCAUAGUUGACCAUGGCGCUUUACCUUCUCCCUGUCCCCUCCCUUUGCUCCCCUCUCCUUCCCUCCUCCCCUACAUCAGUCCAGCCCUAUUAAGAUGACUAUUGUCCUUUUAUGUAAAUUAUUCUGGAUGUAGGGUACGCUUAAUAAAUGUCACGCAAUCUCUGACACAUAAACACACUCAAAAGAUAAGAAGUAUUCCUUGCAUGGUGAAUCAAUCAAUCAAUCAAAAAAUUGUAUACUGUUAAAUUUGCCGAAUUUGCAUUUCUGUCAUGACUUCCCAUCGGGUCAAAGGGUAAAUAUCCUUGUGUGCUGCCGCAGGUGGAUUCCAGUUAACUGACAGUGCACGAAAACCAAUGGCACCCCUUGUUGAAGGGGUUUAGGUUUUUUUCUCUCUUUUUUUUGUCUUUUUUUUUUAGUUUUACUCCAUGCCUCCAUUGUUGUGGUCUGUCACUGUCCAGAUGGUGAUAGAGAAGAUGUGAGGAAAGUGAGUAUAAGAGAAAGAAUGAGUGGAAGCUGUCCAGGAGAAGAUGAUAGUAAGUUGAAGAAAAAAACGAAGCAGGAUGCUGCUCCCUAGUUGAAUCACACGAGGUUCUGUGGGCGAGUGCACGUGUACAUGUGUGUAUACAUGGUGUGAGUGUGUGUGUGUUUGUAUAUUAUGACAGGAGAAUCUCUCCACUGUCUCUGCUCUGAUGGUCGGAGGACAGAGAGGAGGCAAAGCUUCUCACCCACUGUGUUCAUUCAUACUACUUCAUCUCUUUUAACAAACUUGCUUUCUAGUAGACACUCACAGGACCUUAAUGAUCCCUAAGCUGCUGAGAGCACAGGCACACACCCCAUAGCAAAAGUGUGUUUUACAGAGGAAAAAGUCUGCUCACCUUUUAUGAGGUUUGUGUGUGUGUAUGUCGCCCCAGAGAAUCGCCCAGUGCCCUCUUGCUCGCUAUCUCUGCCUUGUUAACCCAUUGAGGGCUCCCUCACGGGAUUUUCAUUCUGCUUUCUGUGGUCUCACUGCUCUCUUUACACACACAUACACAUACACUCACAAAUGCACAUACACGCACAGUAAAAGUUGUGUAUCAAUAUAUCUGGAUGUCAUUGUUUGCAACAUAAUGAAAUAAAAUUCUGUAAAUAUAUAA
Messenger RNA from Seriola dumerili (greater amberjack), 2937 nucleotides. Its product is annotated as lissencephaly-1 homolog B. Bases 405 to 1637 code for a protein of 410 amino acids. The record is from RefSeq and is a predicted model, not a curated record. NCBI's taxonomy places the organism in Eukaryota, Metazoa, Chordata, Actinopteri, Carangiformes, Carangidae. Gene Ontology annotation, molecular function: protein binding. The transcript has 11 exons.